UUGUACAGUUCGAUCUACUGACUGUCUGAAAGCGUAUACAUUUAUGCGUGCGUGUGGUUCUCUGUACGAAUAUCGAUUGCCCUUAGCGGUCGGUGCUUGCCGCUGCUUUUUAGCUUUCCGAGCGAAUUUCAUUUGCCGAUAUUUUCUAGACAAACAGUUCUAGUCUGAGACUCGUAGUGUGAGUUGUAUUUCAAAGGUAUAAGCGCCAAGCUGCGGGAAAGUACUACGCUACCGAAGACACCCAUCAAUCGUGCAUCGCAUCCGAAACGAUACGAUCUCUAUCGAUACUUUGGCAAACAACAAAAUAAUGAAUUGCUCAUCGUUGCGUUCUGUUCAAUUCCAUUGAUUGUUGUGUUCUCGGUUUCGUCGGCGCCGCUGCCGCCGCCGCGUGUAUAUUGUACAUUCGUGUGAGUGCGUUCCUCCCGAGCGUCUGAACGGUGAUUUAACCGUGGCUGAUGUCAACCAAAAAAUUUAAAUAAAAAUAUUAAGAAAUAAAUAAAACAAUACUGAAGUGAUGUUGUUAUUCGAUGUGUUGUUGUUCUUCUUUCAGAAUCUAGUUGCUCAUGUGUAGAAUUAAGAAAAGAAAAAGUCCACAAGAAACGGAAGAGCACUGUGUAUACAAAAGAAGCCGUCCGAUUAAGAAAGCCAUAUUCAAGUCAUCUGGCGAAAAUUAUUCAAAGCCAGACGUAAAUAACUACCACAGCAAACUGCUAUCUGCUCUGUCGGUUUGUCUAGUUGUCUUAUCUGCCUGUAUAUGCCAUCUACGUUCUGUGUGAAUAUCUCUAUUAGAAUCUUAAGUGUUGUUGUUGUUGAUGUUGGCGCGCAGUGCUAAUCAAAAGCACAAAUAUUCCACGGUGAAUUCAACAGAUAAAUAUUAAUUAAAUACCACCCACCCAAACCCACAAGACGAAGAGUCCGGAAAAGUGUUGAGGUAACAGCUGUAAUGAACGGUGCUUUUUAGAGUCUCUGAAAUCGUCCGUGGCAAAGUUACAGUGACAUUAAAUUCAAUAGUGUUCUCUGUGCAAAAUCGAUAGACCAGCCAUUCGUAAAUAUUUGAUAUUCUCUCAGUGACAACUCCAACGUAGUUAACAAAGCUGAUGUAAAUUCCACAACUCCUCACGACUGCUUAUAUCUAAACACAUACAUUGAAGAAAUCCUAAAUACUUAGACACCCCAACGGAGUGGGUGGAUCUUUGGCCCUGUUAUUUGGAAUAUUGUAAUUGUGGGGAAACUCUGUGAAUAAUCAUGGGCAGCUUAAAUGGCGAUGUUGUUGUCAUGCGCAAUGGACGGUCAACUAGUCAAGUUUCGAUAUACAAUUACCCAGAACACUUAAACCCUUUCUAUGAAGAAGAUCAACACAAACGUCUGCGCUUUUGGAAAAUCUCUAAAAAGGAUGGUGAAACUCGACGAAACAGUUUUUCUAUAGGCAAUCUUAGGGAUAUAUGGGCUUUUAAACCAUUUCGUUUGAAAAAGAAAUCUUCAACUUUGGGCAUCAACAAAACAUCUGAGAGUCCUCCACCUUUGCGCAGAGAGUAUGUUAUUGACAACGGUUGGAAUUCUUUUGAUCAUCGCUUACGCGCCAGCAAUACAUCAUCCAUAAAUGGUGACAGCUUUCAAAGAAAUGCUGGUUACAGAAGUUCCCUUCAGAAUUUACCAUCCAAUGAUCGUAUUGGCCUCAAUCGCAACGAUGAUUACCGCAGCACCAUUCAAGUACCAAGAGCCUAUCCACGUUUCCAUCAUCAACAGAAACCCCAGGUGCAACCAAGAAGAUCAUCCCAGAGCAGUAUGGCUAGCACGAACCCAUUCGAAUCGGACAUGGAUGAUGACAAUGACGAUACCAACACCAUGAGAAGUAUGAUUGGCGGCUCCUCAUCGACGCUCUCAAAGUCGACGCCGCGUAAAAAACGCCGUGCACCAGCUCCACCCACACCCGUACGAGGUCGCUCAGAUAGAGCCGUAACUCCCACAAUUGUAAUCGAAUCUAGUCAAGAUGAUACGCCAAAUGAAUUAUGCAUAAGAGAAGAUACGGAUAUCGCAAAUCUUACGGCAGAAAUAGAAAGUUUUGUUAAAAACACAAGCAACGAUGAUAUUGAAACGUCUAUGGUGAUAGUUGAAAAAAAAGUUCCAAAGUCAACUGGAACGGAAACAACAAUGGAACCGAGUGCUAAAGAAGCUCUAAAAACAACAACAACUUCUGCUAGUAAAACCGCCGAUGAUGCAAAGGGUGCAAUUAACAGUGAACGGGAAGAAAUUACCCCACCAAAGGAAAACUCAAGACAAGAGCCUUUAUCAUCCGAUCCAUUAAAGGAGGCAACACAUAUCGAGAUCGAAACUACAACUUCGUCAAAAAAAUCAACGCUUACGUCACCCACUUCCGAUCGGGAACAAAAACGCCAUGAAAAUGUUAAAGAAAUUGUACAAGUGAACACGGAAACAGUUGCUAAUUCUAGCCACGACAAACCAAAGAUUACCGAAACAAUGACAGUAACAAAGGUAACAAAAACUUCGAAAGCUUCAGAAUCAAAGGCACCAGUAAAUGACCAGACAUCCACUUCCACAAAGGGUGUUAAGGAAAUUAUAUCUAACGGAGCAAUACCAAAGAGAUCCAAUGCCAAUCAAUUAUCCGCUCAGAAGGCAGGCAUGGAUAACGUUGAGCUCAGUAUCGAAGAGAAUAGAAGCCAACAACAGAACAUUUCCUCAUCAGUGAAUUGUGGCCCGAAACAGGAAAAAGAAGUGGGUCAUGUUGAAUGCAUUCAUGUGCACGUGGAAAGUCCCAGACCAACAGCACGUGAAAAUCAUGUCAAUAAAGUUUCAAGUUUUAAAAAUGAACCCAUUGCUGAAGUCAUAACUACGAAGACUCCAUUUAUACUUACAAGCCCUCCUAGGCAGAGGAAAGUGGUACAAGAAAAUAAUCAGACUAAAGAAACCGCGAAAUUGUUGCAAAGUCCCAAAUCAAUGGUCACCCAUGAGUUGCAGAUACAAGAGGAGCGGGUGAAACCCAAACCGGAAGUAAUGGAAAAACCUACGCUUUCCCCAAAACCCAUUGUGGAGAGAAAGAACAACGAACACUUGUUUGCGGAGAUACACAAGCCCACAAGAAAUAAGAUUUCACACUCCUCAACAAGCAGUGUUCAUGCAAGGCGGACAUCUCGCGAUGAGAUUGUGAUUCCACCAACAGUACCUCGCCAACAAUUAGAGGAGCCACCAGCCUCAUCGGUAUCGAACUCAACGAACGUAGACCAAGCAGCAGCAGUGGAUCCAAAGAAAUCAGAGUCAUUAACAACGAAUCUGAAAAUCGAGGAGUCCUUAGAGGCGUCAGCUAAUGGACAUGUGAACAACACUCCUGAGUUUAUCCCGCACUUGUCUCCCGAACCACAAGUCUCUUCAUCUGUACCACACAGCACUGUGGACAUUGAUGGAAACAGUGCAAAUGCCCAUUUCGAUCCGUUGUAUCGUCCGCAGACACAUAUGGAGUGGAAGCGCUCUACUUUGGCGCCUUUAGAAACGAAUAUACCACCCGAAAAGCGAAAGUCAGUCAAAGACAUCAUAGAGUCAAUCAAUCGCAGUCAACGUCUACUGCAUGCUGCGGCCAAUAAGGACUUUACCAUUGUGCCAGCCUUGCCUUCUCCAAGUGGUGAGAAUGGCGAUGAAAAUCAAAGAAUAUUGGAGGAAAGUCAGAGGGAAAUCAGACGAAUGGUCUACCAAAUUGACCAUUUAGAGGAUAACUGUAGCGGAUCAGAAGCCGUCUCAAAUGGAGCGAUGGCAUUGUCUGCAUCCCCACCUCCGAGCUAUAGUGAAUGUGUUGGCGCCCAAAAACCAGACAACAGUGAAAUCUUCCAAAAAUGCAAAGUCCAAAAGGACGUAUACGACUAUCGGGAGUCAUCACCCAUUUCAUCGAAUUUGGAUUGGAAUCCUGUGCCAAAACCCAAGCGUACUAAACCCCAGUACGAGUAACUCGAACCCAACACAACAACGAAACGACACGAAUCGCUUUGGGUCGCAUAACUUAAGAAAACUCGUUCAGUCUCAAAAAAUCACUAAAUGCUUUUUUGUUUUCGAUCCAAAAGAUUUCAUAUUUUUUUUUUUCUAGAUUUUAAAAAUAAAUAUAUACCAAAUAUGCAAUGUUUUUUGUACGUGUUCGUGUGUUCGAAAACAACGCACUUGAACACAUCAUUAGCAAUUAACAGUCGGGAUUUAAAUGCAAUAUAUUCAAAUAUCUGUAUCUAUACCCUUAUUCAAUGUGAUCCUUUACUAAUGAUAAAUCAAUAAAUAAAUAAAUAGCGUGCUUCAGCAUAAACAUAAA
This is a messenger RNA of Stomoxys calcitrans (stable fly), 4303 nucleotides long. Its product is annotated as muscle M-line assembly protein unc-89. The record is from RefSeq and is a predicted model, not a curated record. The coding region runs from base 1246 to 3954 and encodes 902 amino acids. The transcript is spliced from 6 exons. NCBI's taxonomy places the organism in Eukaryota, Metazoa, Arthropoda, Insecta, Diptera, Muscidae.